ACAAAAUUCUUAACAAAUAAAAAAGAAAAACGUUGGUAGUAUCUAUGAAGAGUAAAAUAUUGUCACCUCCCUAUAAAUUAAGAAACCUUCUUCCACCCCAGCUCAAAUUAUACAAUUCAUCAUACAUCAACUUACCUAACAAAUUCAACUAUCCUUUAACAUUCUCAACUUCAUUUUUGUGUUACUUCUCUAAACUUUGUUCAUUCAUUGUCUACAAACAUGACUAUUUCGGUUGUACCUAAAGUGAAGGACGAGUGCCUUAUGGUGAGGGGCAACGUGAUUCUCACACAUGUCCCUCAAAACAUUGUUGUUUCACCUGUUUCAUCAGGUUCUGCUUUUUUAGGUGCAACUUCUCCUAUUCCUAGUUCCCGUCAUGUCUUCACCCUCGGCACUCUCCGGGGAUAUAGGUUGCUAUCUUUAUUUAGAGUCAAAAUAUGGUGGAUGAUACCACGUGUUGGGAAAUCCGCAAGCGAUGUUCCAAUGGAAACUCAAUUGCUUCUAGUGGAAGCAAGAGAAGAGUCUGCUCUUGAGACAGAAUUUUCUUCUGAUUCUGAAGAGACAGAAGAAGAGAACACUUCCUAUAUUCUCUUCUUGCCUGUGUUGGAUGGAGCGUUUCGCGCAACUUUGCAAGGAACCGCGUUAAACGAGCUCCAAUUCUGCGUUGAAAGUGGAGAUGCCUAUGUUCAAACUUCUCAAUCACUUGAGGCAGUAUUUGUAAAUUCAGGGGACAAUCCAUUUGAGCUAAUCAAAGAUUCUAUCAAGAUAUUAGAGAAACACAAAGGAACUUUCUGUCAUCUUGAAAACAAGGAAAUUCCUGUACAUCUUGAUUUGUUUGGAUGGUGCACUUGGGAUGCAUUCUACACUCAAGUAAAUCCACAAGGAAUAAAAGAGGGCAUUCAAAGUCUCUCAAGUGGAGGUUUUACACCAAAGUUUAUCAUCGUUGAUGAUGGAUGGCAAGAGACGCACAAUGAAUUUUUCAAAGAAGGUGAACCAAUAGUUGAAGGAACCCAGUUUGCAACAAGGCUAAUAGACAUUAAGGAAAAUGUAAAGUUCAGAAGUGCAGGCUCCAACAAUUCUUGCAACAACCUCCAUGAUUUUGUUCACUCUAUCAAACAGAAUUUGAGUGUAAAAUACGUUUACAUGUGGCAUGCUUUAGCUGGUUAUUGGGGAGGAGUACUCCCGUCUUCAAACGCGAUGAAAAAAUAUAAUCCGAAGCUUGUAUAUCCAAUUCAGUCAGCUAGUACCACAGGGAACCUUAGAGAUAUAGCCAUGGACAGCUUGGAAAAAUAUGGAGUGGGAAUGAUAGAUCCAUCAAAAUUUUACGACUUUUACAAUGACUAUCACAGUUAUCUUGCUAGCUGUGGCGUCGAUGGAGUCAAAGUAGAUGUCCAAAAUUUGAUAGAAACAUUAGGUUCAGGGUACGGUGGACGUGUUUCAUUAACAAAACGGCAUCAAGAAGCAUUAGAGACAUCAAUAGCAAGGAACUUUGAGCACAAUAACCUCAUUUGUUGCAUGUGUCACAACUCUGAUUCAAUUUACAGUUCAAAGAAGAGUGCAGCAGCAAGAGCAUCUGAGGAUUUCAUGCCAAGGGAACCAACAUUUCAAACCUUACAUGUUGCGUCGGUAGCUUUUAACAGUCUUCUUCUGGGAGAGAUAUUUGUGCCAGACUGGGACAUGUUCCAAAGCAAGCACAAGACGGCUGAGUUCCACGCUGCAGCAAGAGCAAUAGGUGGUUGUGCAGUAUAUGUUAGUGAUAAGCCUGGCAAUCAUGAUUUUGAUAUCUUGAAGAAGCUAGUACUGCCUAAUGGAUCAGUAUUGAGAGCUCUUUAUGCUGGCCGUCCUACUCGAGAUUGUUUGUUUCAAGAUCCAGUAAUGGAUGGUAAAAGUCUGCUGAAAAUUUGGAACUUGAAUAAGCUGACUGGGGUGAUAGGCGUCUUUAAUUGCCAAGGAGCAGGAAGCUGGCCAAUGAAACCAUCCGAAGCCACACCACCGACACACUUAACCAUUUCAGGAAAAGUUAAACCACUCGAUGUUGAGUUUCUUGAAGAGGUUGCUGGUGAAAAUUGGAAUGGAGACUGCAUACUAUAUGCCUUCAACGCAGGCUUGCUUUCCAAGCUACCGAGUAAAGGAAAACUAGAAGUGUCCUUGGAGACUCUUCAAUGUGAAGUAUAUACAGUAUCUCCAAUCAGGGUAUUUGGUCAUGAUGUGCAAUUUGCACCAAUUGGAUUGCUUGACAUGUACAAUUCAGGAGGAGCUGUAGAAGAGUUGUCCUGCAUAAGGGAUGCUGCAAAUUGCACAAUAGUAAACAUCAAAGGUAGAGGAUGUGGCCGAUUUGGAGCGUACUCCAAUGUUAGGCCGAAACGUUGCUUGGUGGAUAUGAAAGAGGAGGAGUUUUCCUACAACUCUGAAGAUGGAUUAGUGAUCAUUAAACUUGAUGGUGAAGGCAACUCAAGGGACAUAGAAUUUGUAUUCUGAGGUAGCUGUGUUAAGUCCAAAGCAAAGUCGAUUCUUGUUUAGUGUUCUUUUCUAAUUACCUAACUCCUGUAGUAAGCAUACAAAGAAUUUUUCAUUGUACCAAAAAGGAAAAGAAUUUGUUCAAUUUUGAUGCUCAGAAUUACUCAACAUGUUUUUGUAUUGACAAUAAUGAUGUGACACGUUGUCAUUCUA
Messenger RNA from Medicago truncatula (barrel medic), 2667 nucleotides. RefSeq names its product probable galactinol--sucrose galactosyltransferase 2. The coding region runs from base 220 to 2475 and encodes 751 amino acids. Lineage: Eukaryota; Viridiplantae; Streptophyta; Magnoliopsida; Fabales; Fabaceae. The record is from RefSeq and is a predicted model, not a curated record. The transcript has 13 exons.